Molecule: messenger RNA, 1998 nt
Organism: Cryptosporidium ubiquitum
Lineage: Eukaryota; Apicomplexa; Conoidasida; Eucoccidiorida; Cryptosporidiidae
Exons: 1
Coding region: 1-1998 (665 amino acids)
Source: RefSeq, a predicted model, not a curated record
AUGGCUCUGCAAGAUACAGCGUCAACUGCGGGGAUACUUGCGGAAUUGAACAAUAGAUUAACUUCAUAUGAGAGCACAAUACGUGAAUUAAGAUCAAAAAACAGAGAUUUUGUAAAUAGGUUAAGGGAUAGCCAACAAAUAAGAAAGGAUUUAUGCAUUAAAGUUAAUAGUUUGCAAAAUGACCUGGAAAAAAGAGAUAAAGAAUUGAAAACACAAAAAGAACAGAAUAAACAACUUAAAAAAAGAGUUACGAAUCUAAAUGAGCUAAACUCGAAUUACCAAAACAAAAUUGAGGAACUUAAAUCUGUAUGUGAAAAACUACGCAGCAAUGUAAAAAAUAUCGACUUAAAUAGCUCAGAAGAUCUCACUUCAUUUAAUACUGAAAACACAAAUACAGUAUGCAUAAAUAAUUUUAAUGAAAAAAGACAAUUUAAAAGUGCUAACGAUCAUAGUAACAAUCAUAAGAAUUUGGAAAACUUAGGCAAAAAUCUUACUUCAAACUCAACUGAACCAAAUGAAACUGCGAAUGGUAAUACCCAAUUAACAUUUCAAUCAAAUCAGAAUAAGUCGCUUUUAGUUAAGAAGGGCGACUUAAAAUUCUCAGUUGAAGAAAUUAAUGACUUAAAUAUGAAAUAUAUUCCAGUUCAUGAUGAUCCAAUUGAUAGAGCAAUUGCAACUUUUACAAAUAGUAGGGAAAACAAAAUUCUGUUCACUAGGGUAAAGCAAGGUACUUAUGUCUAUGGAAGGUUAAUGGUUGAAGCAAAACUCGUAACAAAACCAGGGGUUGACAAGAAUAAACCUUUGUUACGUAUCGUAUCUAGGGGGAAGCUAUAUACGCUCGCAGACUUUGUAAAUACACAUGAAAACGAAGAACUUAAUAAUAUUGAGGAUAGCAUCCGGAACCAAAACGGUAAUUUAGUUUCUGAUGGGCAAGCAUUGGUGGUAGCUUCUCCUAUUAAUAAAUUUAGAACGGCUCAGGUCUUAACUCCUUCACCAAUGAGAAUUACAACCUCUCCUUCCGUACAACAGAAUUCGUCAAAUUCAGGGCAACCAACUACAAAUAUUCAACAUUUUAUUCAAAGCCCAUUAUCAUAUACUUCUAACAGGAUUCCUAUUAUUGAUUCUAAGCAUACUCAAGGAGUUAAUUUGCAAAGUUACAUGGUUAAUUAUUCCAACAGCGCAAAUGAGAUAUUGUCAGCCCAUAACACAACCUCAAUUGUUACACCAACUUAUUACAAUAAUGUAAAUGGGAUGCGACAACUUAGCCCUGUCAAUCAUAAGAAUCCAUCAUUCAUGCAACUAUCACCGAUGGUUCCUCAACACCAGUUCCCCUAUUACCAACAUUUAAAUGAAAGUUCGAAUUUAAAUAAUCAAUUUAACCAAAAUUUAAGUUACCAUUCAAAAACCAAUACUUCAAUACUUGCGCCUCCACCAGUUGCAGAAUAUAUUCCAGUGACAACUCCUAUAAUUAUGGCAAGACAACCUAUAAAUACUUUAAAUUGCCCAAACAAUGCCUCUAACAUUUCGCAAGUUCCAGUUAUUCAAAAUAUUUCACAAAUGGGAACUAAGCCUAGUGAAUCCAAACCUCCAUCUGUAAAUAACAAAUUAGAGUGUUUUAUUCAAAAAGAAGAAAAGGAAGUAAAAGACUUAAAUAAUUCACUGUCUCUUUGUUCAGUUUCAAAAAUGUCUCAGCAGCCAAUACAGUUAUUAGAAAGUACCAAUAAGCAGAAUGCAAGUAUAAAGUGCGAUCAAAAUAAGAACAUUGACACUAGAAGUUCAAUAAAAGAGGUUGGUAAUGAUUCACACCUUGAAAAUGAUUUACUUUUAAAUAAAAAUAACUCAUUAAUUCAGAAAAAUCUUCUUAACCAGUCAUCAUCUCAAAUAAAAUCAGUAAGUGCGUCCACCAUUGGAGAGUGGUAUAGACAGGCUAGCAUUAUGAAAAGAUGUAAUAGUUAUAGCUGUGAAAAUUUUUCUGUCACAUCAAAUAAAAAUGCUUAG